AGAGUUGACGUUUGCGGAAGCAGAUCUAUGUCCUAUCUUGGUAACUGAAAAACCAAACGGAGGCGAUGUUUUCCUGUUAAAUCACAAACGAAUCAAAAGUUUAUUCAGACAUCCCUCUGGAUCUCUGCGGUUGAUUUACAGGGACAAUCUCCGUCGUUGUCAGGCUACUGAGAGACGGCUAAACUCCGACAGACAUGGAGGUAAGUGUUGGAUUAGCGAUGUGAAAGGCAGCAGUGCUAAAUAAACCUCUGCUCCUGUAUCGCAUAUAUAAAGUCAUGUUAUCAAUACUGCCCCACUACAUUCAUCAUAUCUGGAGUUAUAGGUCGUAAUCUAUGAGUAGCAAGUAUUAUAGUCGUGUUUUUCCACGCUCUGACUCAGGACCCUGGUGGGACUGGAUCCGAGUCUGUUGCUCCAUCACCAGCAGGUUCAACCAAGUCAAAGGUACAUCAUAUCUGUAAACCUCUUUAUUUUCAUGUGUGAAACAUGUCUGAAUUCAGUAAGAGUUUGUACUGUGUGGUGUUGAUCUGGUUGUUUCUGUUCUCAGCUGGACACAUUGUCCAAAGAUGAUCUGAUUAAGUUUGCCAAGAAGCAGAUGGCUGCUCUGCAGAAGAUGAGGAGUCGAUGUGCAGGUAGACAGCUGGACUUCAAAUACAACUCUUGUUUAAUUUUUUAUUUUAUUUGAUACAUUGACUUCGCAGGUCAUUUGUGCUGACUUGUGUAAUAUGACCUCUGUUUUUAGAUUUGGAGAAAGAAUUUGAAUCCCUCAAACAACAACCUAAAAACAGGAACACCAGUUCAGAUGAUUCCACUCUGAUUCAGGUGAGUUCUCUGGGCACUUUCUCAUCAUGUGCUUCCUGUCAAUAUUUGCCUGUUAAUAUUUGCCCAUCAUUGUCAUUCCUGAUGUGGAUCACUUGGAUAUGUGUAAAAGGAGCUGACAGAGAGGAUGGAUGCCUUGCUACUGGAAAAGGCAGAAACUCAGCAGAGCCUUGCACUGUCCCGAAAGGAUCUCGAGAAGACUAAACAACAAGCUAAGGUAAAGUACAGCAGCAGCAUGUAUGGAUUCCUGCAAAAUACAGGUUAUUUGGCCAGAUUGACUGAACUCCAAAGAGCUGCUCUCCUGCUCUAUGGCUGUACCUGUUGACAUGCCUAAUAUUCUCAUCUCAAAUGUGAUUUUGUGCAGGAUGAUCUAGCAGCCCUAAGGAAGGAGCUUGUCCAUGUUAUAGAAGACCACCAAAGAAAGAUCAAGACCCUGGAGAGCACUAUUGAGGAAUCGAACAACAAACAUCUAGAGGAAGUGACGCAUUUUCAGAAUUUACUGAAAGAGCGAGAAGAGAUUGACAGGCAGAGGGAGAGUGAAAGAGAGAGGGAACACCUCUUAGAGGCUCAACUUAAAACCCUUCAAGCUGAACUGGAGGCAGCCCAGGAGCAAAAAUUACUGGAGAUUACUGAGGCACAGGAGAGUUGCCAGGGGGAGUUGACAAAGGCCCAACAGGAGGUGGAGAACCUGAAGGAGGAGUUGGCCCAAAAAAGUCUGCAGCAUGAGGAGGAGAUGAGGGUUCUGGAAGAGGACUGUGAAAUGGAGAGAGAGCGUCUCCUUUUGCUCCAUGAGGAGCUGACAGAGCAGCUUGCUCUCAAAGGUAUAGCAGCGAUGAUUUAUAGAUCAUUUAUAAAAUCAGGAGCUUAAUCUGUGAGAGGAAAGACUGCACACUGUUAUCAGUAGGUCCAUUUCCCUGAUACACAGUCUGCUCUGUGUACUAGACCACUGAUUUCUGUCAUACAUUCAUACACAUAUAUAGGUGUGUGUGUGUGUGUGUGUGUGUGUGAUGAUGCCAGUAAAGCAAAGACUUCUAUAUUUCUGGGCCUCAAUAUAACAUCACAUUCUUCUAAGGUUGUAUGAUUUUUUAUAACUUUUUAUUUAAUGGUACGUCCUGAUAAAGACUUGUAUUUAUUAUAUAAGUUAAAAUCUUAUGUUGAAGUAGCCAUUGAUCCACUUGUCUGUUGUGUUUGUUUAUCUGUUUUUUUAUUGGAUGGACAUUAAAAUCACUCUCUUGGCUAACUCUACUCAUAUUUACUCCAGAUAGCUUCCUGCAGGAUGUGCAAGAGGAAGAUGAGGAACCAGCCCGUGGUUCAGGGAUUGCCAAAAUGCUGGAGCUGUCUGGCUGCACUCAGGGUGACUCCAGCCACAGCGAUGGAGAGGAGACAGAGAUUGGGAAACUCAAAGUAGCCUUGGAAGAACUUCAAGCCCAAAAUACCAUGUUUCAAGAUGAGCUCACCCUGCUCAGUAAUGUGAAAAGUGAGCUUGAGUCAGAGCUGGAGAGGACUAAAGAAGAGUCCCAGAUGGAGCGAGAAGAGCUGGAGUUCAAAAUUAAUGAGCUGCAAGUAAGCCGGGACAGUGCUCUCAAUUACCAGGCUGUAACCCCAGACUCUGAGCAACAAGAAACCAGAGGAGAGCAACUGAGUGAAGUUCAUCAAAAUGGAGAAGAUCCUCUUUCAGCCAAAUCCAGGAAGUCAGCAAUGUUUGCUGGAGACCAUAAUCUCCAAGAUCUAGUGGAGCUGCGGGUUCAGUGCGAGGCCUUGACUAUAGAGAGGGACUCUGCGAUGGCUGAGUGUCAACACAUGAAAGAAAUUCUGCAAGAGAUGAAGACAGAACUUGGUGAGAAGACAGACGAUUUUGCUCUCCAGUACAAAGCCAUGAAGGACCAGGAGGCAAUCACAUUGAAGGAUCUCCAAAACAAGAUAGAGGAGCUUAUCCAGGAGAAGGAGGAGGUGAUGGAGGGGAUGAAAGUGGAAACAGAAGAGAAAAACAGUCUGGAAAAAAACAUUCAGGACCUGAAGCUUAAGCUUGAAGCUUCUGUUGGAGAGGACAAGAAUCUGCAGUCAUCUGUUGAGGAGCAAACUGCUUUAGUCUGUGAGCUGAAGCAGUCUGUGGUUGAACUCACCAGGCAGAACGAGGAGAUCCUCUCCCAGCUGCAGAUGAAGGAAAGCGCCACUCAAGAGCUUAAAGAAAUGGUAAACACAUUGAGUGAGGAAAAGAACAAUGUGCAGUCUCAGCUUCAGCAGAGAGAAGAGGAAAUGCAGAGUCUGAACGAUGAGAAAACAAAAGAGAUCCAGAGACUAACAGAGGAGAAAGAAAAGGAGGCACUGUUGUAUAGGGAGGAGAAAGAGAGAGAGUUGAAAAGCCUCAAAAAAGGGAAGGAAGAAGAAGUACAGCUCUUAAAAGAAGAGAGGCUCACAAUGGAGGGAAGCAUGAAAGAGGAGGUUGAAAGAAGGCAAGAGAAAAUAAGUUUUUUGGAGAUGACAAUUAAAGAUCUCUCCUCUGACAACACAGACCUCAGUAAGAAACUGAAAGAGGCCUCUUCUGGGCUUUCCAAGACCCAGGAAACAGUGGAGCUUUUAGGGUCCAAGCUUGCAGCCGUGGAGGCUCAGCUAGAGCAGGAGAUGUCUGAGAAGCAUGUCAGAGAGGCAAACUUGAAGUCAAUGACAGAGGAAGCUGAGCAGGCCUGCACCACAAUCAGGACUCUGGAGGAAAAACAGGGUGAGGUACUCCACACCACCAGCAGAGAAGUGGAAGCGCUCCGAGCACGUAUAGAUGAGCUGGAAAAGGAGAGGAACCUAUUGAAGAGUAGUCUUGAGGAGGCUCGAGGAGAGGCUACAUUAGAGGAGGUACUAAAGGAGCUUCAGGCUCGUAUUGCAGAUCUGGAACAGGAGAGGGACAUGUUGAGAAACAACUUGGACGAGGUGCUGUAUGACACUAAAGGGCUGCAGAAAGACCUGAAGGAAAUGAAGUCAGCCAAUAUGAAGGUCAGCAUGGAGAACCAAAAUCUGCAGGCCCAAAUCUCUUCAAUGACCCAUGAGGGACAAGAGAAGGAGGAUGAGGGGAUGGAGAAGGAGAUACAGGAGCUUAAAGACCAGCUUGCAGACAAGGCCUCUCUCAUUACUCAGCUGAAGAGUGAGAUGGUCGUCCUUCAGGUGAGUGGAGCUCUGGAUAUCUUCUACUCAGAACUUUAUCAGUCCACAAGACAGACAUUUGGUAAUGUUGGUUCCCAGCUUUUAUCCUCCAUUUUUAUUACUGCCAGAUAUCUAAGAUGUCUGAAUAUGUGUUCGUAGGAUUUAAGACAACAAAAGAAACACCUGUAGCUAAGAAAAGAAAAGUUGCUUUUGUAAUGUUUGGGUUGACAUUUGGCAUUAUUUCAAUGAAUUCUAAAAGACUAUGGAGGUCAGCUGAUGGCUCUUGUGGCUCAUGAAACUCCACUGUUUUGAUUUCUGUCAUUUGGAGGAGAGUUUAGAUUUGCCACUCCUCCUGAAAGGCAACUCUUCUGAACAAGUAUAAAUUUGCGGGAAAUAUUCCUUUGAUGGAAAUUACGUACUGUUUUGUCCUAUAAUAAAUUAUGUUUAGUCAGAUUGUACCGUCUGUUUGUUACCGUCUGUCUUUGUCACUUCUCCAUCAGGAGUCUGCUGCUCAGUCUGUCUCCUCUGAUGAAAAUUCAGUCAGUGAGAACGCACAGAAAAUUGGUAUGAAAGUGACCCUCAAAUGAGUAUUUUAAACUAUGUCACAUAAAUUCCUUAGCGUCCCUGCUGUGUAAGGCAGGUGAUUAACUCUUGAUUCAACAGUAUAUCCAGAGUCUUUCUCAUACUCUGUCAGAACUGCUUCUGUUUGUCUUUCUACAGCCCAUCUGGAGAAGGAACACAAAGAAAAGGAUGAGAAGAUGAACAAAAUAAAGGCAGUUGCCAUUAAAGCAAAAAAGGAGCUGGACAUCAGUAAGAAAGAGGUACAGGGAAGAAUGACACUGAUGAGUAUAUGCCACUUUAUCCUCAAUUUAAUUACCGGUCUGUGAAUAUAUAAUGCUUUAUACAAAAUAAACAAUGUAUUGGAAGGGUAAAAAAAAAAAAAAUCAGUGGGAUACAACAGAUUCCAUGUCCAUGUCAAUUCAACCAAGAAUCUCCACUCACGUCAUAGAUUUUAAUGAAAUUUGGUGGAGUGAUUGGCCUUCAGGAGAAACUGUCAGAGCUCAAAUAUUUUUGUUCAAAGCCAUCUAAUUAGUGAGAUAGAGGCUAAUGAAGUUUUGGCUAACUAGCAUGACAUGCGUUACAAAAGUGUUCAUAUCUCUGGAAGUAUGGCACAUAGAGAGCUGAUUCAGGUGUCAUUUUAAAGCUCUCUUCAAGUUCUAUCUUUUUGGUCAUGGCAUUUUUUUCCCAAAUUGGACUAGAAAAAAAUUAUAAAAGACCAAAAACUUAAAUUGGAAAUAGCAAAAAACGCGCGUCCUUCAAUUUUCUUCAUAUUCACACUAAAGAAAGACGAUCAUGUCCACUAGCAUCCCUGCAAGUUUCAGGAUGGGCAUUCCAUAACUUUUUGAGUAAUCAGUCAAAAUGUGUGGUAUGUUAGGUCGAAAAUCGCCAUAUUUGGCACAUUAUACGGUCCUGACCUCAUCUGGAGUCAGCCCCACUUGCCUGCUUGUGUAAAUUAUUACUUCCUCAUAGUGCAAAAUGCUUUUUUUGAGUGCUUUCUUUGGAUAUUAUCCCAUAUUUAUAUGAAAAAUGGCUAGAGUAGCAUAUAUUUGCUCAGAUUUCCAUCGCAUUUCAUUUCUAUUUGCACCUAUAUCCAGAACAUGAAUGAUCUUAGCUUCAUGGGACAAUCAUUUGGACAUACCUGCAUGUCCUGGAUCCUAGGGUUGACAAAUAACUUCUACCUUUGCACCCUGAAAUUUUGUUGCUGGUUUCCCUGUGAAGUAUUCCAGGCUAUUUAUCCUGAGCCCUUUCAACAUUUCCUUCAUACUUCAGAAGUACUUUUAGCAUGGUGAUCAAGCUUUGUGCAGCUUUCCGAUAUUGUUAGUUUGUUUUCAAAUAGGAAAGAGUGUCUGAACUACAAAGAGUUUGAUAGCGUCAGUGUAAGGAAUGAUGGUUCCCUAGUCGUCUUGGUCUUCUGGCUUUCAGUACAUGCAAAUCUUUGAGAAAGAGCAUAUCAGGAGAGCUACAGUAAUUAGCAACCAUUCCAAAAUAUACUAGAAGAAGUUGGGCAAGAGGAGAGCAAAGGAGCCAUGUAAGGACUAUAAAAUAAUUUCACUUGAGUAGUGAAUAAUGGUGCUCUGUUGCCCUGAGUCUCAAUUUCUUGAUGCACUUUGGAGCAGAGGCAAAUCAGGUAAGCUACAAGAAUGAGCUCGCACUUUAUCUACCAUAUUACUGUAUCAAGGAAAUUGACCAAGAGUGAAUCAUAAAAUCUGGAUUCCCCCGAGCAAGUAUUGGAUGAUACCCUACUCAAGAGAAAUUAUUUUAAUAAAAUUAUUAACAAAAGUACUUCAAAAGUAUGCUAAAAGUACUUUUAAAGUAUAAAGGAAAUGUUGAAAGGGCUCAGGAUAAAUAGCCUGGAAUACCUUACAGGGAAACCAGCAACAAAAUUUCAGGGUGCAUAGGUAGAAGUUAUUUGUCAACCCUAGGAUCCAGGACAUGCAGGUAUGUCCAAAUGAUUGUCCCAUGAAGCUAAGAUCAUUCAUAUUCUGGAUAUAGGUGCAAAUAGAAAUGAAAUGCGAUGGAAAACUGAUCAAAAACAAGCUAUUCUAGCCAUUUUUCAUAUAAAUAUGGGAUAACAUACAAAUGAAAACACUCAAAAAAAGCAUUUUGCACUAUGAGGAAGUAAUAUUUUACACAAGCAGGCAAGUGGGGCUGACUCCAGAUGAGGUCAGGACUGUAUAAUGUGCCAAAUAUAGCGAUUUUCGACCUAACAUACCACACAUUUUGACUGAUUACUCAAAAAGUUAUGGAAUGCCCAUCCUGAAACUUGCAGGGAUGCUAGUGGACAUGACAGUCUUUCUUUAGUGUGAAUACGAAGAAAAUUGAAGGACGCGCGUUUUUUGCUAUUUCCAAUUUAAGUUUUUGGUCUUUUAUAAUUUUUUUCUAGUCCAAUUUGGGAAAAAAAUGCCAUGACCAAAAAAGAUAGAAGUUGAAGAGAGCUUUAAAAUGACACCUGAAUCAGCUCUCUAUGUGCCAUACUUUCAGAGAUAUGAACACUUUUGUAACGCAUGUCAUGCUAGUUAGCCAAAAAUUCAUUAGCCUCUAUCUCACUAAUUAGACGGCUUUGAACAAAAAUAUUUGAGCUCUGACAGUUUCUCCUGAAGGCCAAUCACUCCACCAAAUUUCAUCAAAAUCUGUGAGGUGAGUGGAGAUUCUUGGUUGAAUUGACAUGGAAUGACCCUAUAUCAAAAUCUAGUAUGUCUCUGUGAACUGUCAAAGUCUUCCGUUUAUAUACCGGACAGUUUGAGAAGCCUGUUGGAGUUUUAGGACACCAGAUAGAGAUUGAUCAAAGUGACAUUUUCUCCUCAGUGCUCGGAUCAGUCAUCCUCCAAAACUUGAUCUACUGUCUUUUCAGGUUGAAACCCUGAAGGCGGAAGUGGAAGCACUCAAAGCAGAGAGAGAGAAGGUUAACAGCUCGAUGAAGGAUAUCAUUCAUGGAGCGGAAGGCUACAAGGUUGGAGGAAAAACUACCAGAACAUGCUGUUGAAGACCUGGAACUCAGUGUUUCAGGAGUCUCACUCAAACUUACUGCCUGAAGAUCUUUUUGCUUAGAACUUCAAAAAAAAAACGUCAAAGAUCAACUCCAGAACUAGUAAAAAUGGGCUGAUUUUAGUUUGAUGGUCAUGCGUUGUUUGAUGAUUGACAGAAGGCUGGCAACACAGCUGCUCAUUAUUUUAAUCGAAAGCUUGUUUACUCAUAAGUGCUUUGAUUUCAGUUUUUUUAAAUAACUGACAUGCUUUUACAGCCUCAGUUUUACUUCUGUACUGUCCUCUGUACUGUAAAUCUAAUAAGGCUCCAUCACAUUAUGUGGAUGCAGUAAUACAGCAUUACUCGGGUGGUCAAAAAUCUGUGAGAACAUUUAGAUGUAAGUUUUCUCCAGAAAGAGAAGCACAACAUGAGGUGAACCAAAUCAAAUGAACAGCUUUGGUCAUGAAACAUCUGGUUGACUGUAUGCAUAGCUAAUAUGUUGCGAAGUGGCAGGUGUUAGCAUGCUUCAUUUGGAAGAGGACUUUUUGGAGAUGAUACUCCCAGAGAUUUCUGUAAACAGCCCCUUGGCUGUAAUGUGCUUUAUGACUGUGUCUCCAUUAGAGGAGAGGCCACUCCACUGUCACUAAUGACACUUAUUCCCAUGCUCAUUGUAAAUGCAGCUGAUAUUUGAGAUGCCUUGUGUUUACCUUUAGCCAGCCUCCAGUAAUGAAUGAAAUGCGUGUUUGUGUGUGUGCAGAACCUGCAGAUAGAUUACGACAGGCAGACGGAGCAACUGGAUAAAGAGAGGGAGAAGAUGGAUGCAGCAGAGAGACAGAUUGCCGAGCUGACCAAACGACUCAGCAGUGCUGUCACACAGGUAACACAGCUACACACUCACACCUUAACACUAACAAGCGCACAAACUGCUCUCACCCUCCAGUAAAUCUGUGCAGUGCCACUUUGUUGAGCAAUACAUCUCAACAGUGCUGCUCCCAUCACUCAGUUUUCCUCUGAUUUACAGAGUGGUUUUAGCCAGUGACGCUUCACCCGGCUCUGCCUGACAGCCAGCACCCACAAAUAGCUCAUCAGAUGUGACUGCUGGGGAGACAUUUUCUUUAUGUAUACUGCUCUCCCCAAGCUCAUUACUGUUUCUCACCAAUGAGAGAAAACAACAGGCUGGUAAAUGGAGCGGAGGAUAGUUUCCAUCUGCUGUGUGCUCGUGCAACUCUAUUUUUCAAAGCCCAGGUUUAUUCUUUUGUGUGCUCGUUGGUCUCAGGGGGCGGCAGACUGAAAGCUAGUCAGGUAUCCUGGAGUACUUCCUUCCACCUCUGUUUACCGAUAACAGUUUGAGUAUUUGGCUGACAGAUGACGGGGGUGGCUGCUGCUGCUGCUGCCAUUUCUACUGGUUCAGUGUUCCUGGAGGAGAAGGUCCUCAGAGUCUGCAGCUGUCAGUUUUGCAUGAAUGACUUUUAAAUGUGUCAAAUGGUGUCUUGAGGUUUUUCAGUUGAAAUGUGGACUAAUUAAAGCAACAAUCUCUCAGAGAGGGUCUUCUUUUCAGUCGAGGUCUUUUAAGAGGAAUUACAAAAAGAUGAUACCAUAUUUUCAACUCACAAAGCACCUAAACUUAACAGUAGGUCUCUCUAAAACAACAUAAUAGGGGCUUCAAUAACUUGCUUCUAUAUAGACGUAAGCCUCUAUUCAUAUACCAUAAAUGACCUUACAUUACUUUUAUUCUGUGAUCGUUCUUCAUUUGCCAUAUUUUCUACAUUGGCACAGAGUUUAUUUUCAUGGGAUGCUAACAUAUGUGGGUUUUUUUUUUGUCUUUCCAGACUGAAAGUAUGAGCAGUGAAAAGGAGGAUCUACUGGCCAGUAUAGAGACUUCAAGGAACACUGUGAGGCAGUUAGAGGCCCAGAACCAGGAACUGCAAAGACAGUCUGACCACCUGGAGAGAGACCUACUUGCUGAGAGAGCUAUGAAAGAGCAGAAGAUCAAGGUAAACAUUAGGAUGCUUUCAGAUGCUCUCUCCUUUGCCCUAAUCAGUGAACAUGAUAGUCAUUUACAGUCAAAUAUACAUACUUCCUUCCCUUGUGUAUUUGUUUGCUUGCUUCACCAGGACUUGUCAUCUGCCACAAAAGAAGUCGAAGAGCUGACAGCCCAGCUACGCAAGCAGCAGCAACAGUCUCAGCAGACUGCCCAGGAGCUGGAGCUACUACGCAAGGUACACACACACACACACACACACACACACACACACACACACACACACACACAAACUGCCUCUCAGACACUAGUGUCUCUGAGGGCCUGUCCAGUCAAGCUGAACUCGUGAUGGCUGGCUUGCAGCUACAGCACCUCUCAGAUAGAGAGAAAGCAGCUCUUGCCCACAGGACAGGAGCUGCUGUUACUUUUCCAUUAGUGGAGGGUUUCAUAGUACAGCAGUGAACAUGGAGGCUGCCAGGAGGCAGGACUUUGUCCUCUUAAUAAGACAGCCCAACAAACUACAGCUUCUCUUGAACCACAACCUGAUGGUGAGAGUAUAAAAAAAGAUCAUGAAACAUUAGUUCUAUUUCUUUCUUCAGAAAUCACAAAGAGAUUGUUAUUAAAGACCAGAAAUAAUGAUCAAAGCAUACUGACAUCAUCACUGGAGGUGUAUUUAAAUUGAAUCCUAUAAUUAGAUUAUUGUUCACAAUUCCUAUAAUGGUUAAUAUAUGAUAACAGAAUUUUUGUUUUCUUCAAGCUUUGCUGAAUUGAUGCAAAGGAUAGAACACUGUAUCAUUUCAAAUUCCUCUUUUUAUUCAGAAAGGCACAACUUCAUCACAAAUAUCAUGACACACUUACAUUAAUUCAGUUUGGACACAGUAAUGUUGUCCAUACUCCCCUUCUGAAGCUUUUUCCACUGACCCAAACCUUUCAGGGCCCGGGAGCACACCCUUCAUACAAAAAUUUAAAUAAAAUAAAAUAAAAGAGGGUAGGUUUACACAAAGCACAAGUGUGGUCAAAUAAAAUCGGGUCUGAUUGGUUUUCUAAGAACUUUCUCAUUCCAUUUAACUUCUCAGUUUAAUGCUACAAUGUUACAAUGCCAUGUAGCACACGCUUUUCUCCAAAGCAAAAACAACACAAGCAAAAAGACAAGAAGAAACAAGGUUAGCAAAAACCACAAAGAGCUUCAAGUCCAUCUGGAUACACACUACUAUGCAGUGUAAAAGGAAAUACACAGAGUUAAUAAAGUAGUUAGUUUUUAUUUCGGAUGAACAUCAACAAAGAAGUAUAAGACCUCUCAUCAUCACUGUCAAUGAAAUCGUCUUUACCACAGUAAUGACCAAAGUACCAAAGGCUGGUUCACUCGCAAAGGGCUGGGCACAGAAUCCCAGAAAUAGAGCAGCACAGUCUGAGCCGACUGGAGCUGAAGACUUGUUCUACUACUGGGGACAACAGUGGAGACUGCUCUAGAUAAGUGCUUAGGAUCCUCUAAAGAGCUGGGUCUUCAGCUGUCUUUUGAAAGUAGAGGGGAACUCUGUGGAUAUGCUUGAUUUUGAUAUUAAUACUUCAUAUUGAAUUUCCUUUCAGGGAUCAAUAAAGUUUAUCUUAUCUUAAUUCAAAGCUGAAGCAUACUUAAAGUUAAAAUGACUUCAUGACAAUGAAAUGACUUGUCAUUUGUGCCCUUCACGUGUCGAAUCUGCCCCUAGGAGGCGCAGCAGAGCUCUCUGCUGGACAUGGAGAUGGCAGACUAUGAGCGGCUGGUGAAAGAGCUCAAUGCCAAACUGGCACAUAAAGAUGAAUGUGCUGAAGAAUUGAAGGCCCAGAUAACUUUGCUGACGCAGAAAGAAAACACCCUGAAAGAGGAAGUUGGUAUGUAAAGGAUGUUUGACUCUAGUUCUACUCCUCAGUACGUUAAUUGAGCCAUGGAUGUUUUUUAUAAUGCAAGGGAGGAUUAGCUCGUGACUCCUCCCCUUUUGAUCAUACAGCUUAUCUCAUUGUUUCAAAGAGUGUCUUUAAAUGAAGCUUUAAGUGUAAAUUUCACUGUAACCACCUGAUUUGAUUCUGUGGAUGUACGUUUCUGUGUGUGUGUGUCUAGAGUCUUUGAAGUCCCAGCUGGACCUGGGGGAGGAGAAAACCUCCAAGAUGAAACAGCUGCUUUUGAAGACCAAAAAGGACUUGGCCGAUGCCAAGAAACAGGUCUGCUCUGUGUCUCUGGUGUGUCUGUAUAUCUGUGUACAUCAGUGAGUGUGUCCCCAAAAAUUCCGUUUAACGGUGUUAAACGGUGUUUUUUAGCCUUUGUUUUACUUAUAAUCUUUUUAUUGAUUUUAAUGUUUUCAUUUUCCUUUAUUUUAUAUAUAUAUAUUUAAUUCCACUUUAUCAUUUAUAUUACCAUCAUUUUAUUUUAUUAUGAUUUUAUUAUUAUUAUUAAUAUCCUCUUUCAUACUUACUAGCCUGUUUUCUUCCCUCCUUUUCUAUUUCUUUUUUUUUGCUUUUAUUUUGGUCCUCAUGGUCCCAUUUAUUUUGUAGGGUUCUUGUAUUGCCUGGGUUUCUUACGAAAAGUGAAACAGGCCUACAAUUCAGAGGCCUGUUUUUAACUGAGCUUUUGUUUUUAUGUGUUUUUAUUUUCAAUGCGCUGAUGCUCUGUGCUUACAACUGUUGUCUAAGCACUUUGUAAACUUCUGUUUUUAAAGGUGCUAUAUAAAUAAAAAUUAUUAUUAUUAUUAUUAUUAUUAUAAACGUGGCCACCUGAUGAAUAGAAAGAGUUAAGUGCAGAUAAGUGUGGGCAUGGUUGAGGGGAGGCCUUGAAGACGUUGGAAACAGUUGAUCAUGUCUUGAUUUAAGCAUGUGAGCUGUUUAUUUAAAUUUUCCCCUUGUGUGUGCGUGCAUGUGCAUGCGUGUGUGUGUGUGUGUGUGUAACUGUGUAUGUGCACGCAGGAAAGCUCCCUCAUGAUGCUGCAGGCUUCUCUGAAAGGAGAGCUGGAGGCUAACCAACAGCAGCUAGAAAGCGCAAAGGUAACACAAGGCACGAACCAUCAUAACUUCAUUCCACUAUUUAAUGUGAUACAAUAUAAUUGUACACAUCAACAUCUGAGUCCAACACUAGUCACAUGUCAAGGUGUGUCGGUGUGUCUAGAUUGAGGUGUGUGAGCUGACGGCUGAGCGUCACCGUAUGCAAGAGCAGCUGAGGUCUGCCUUGGAACAGCAACAAAGAACCAACAGCUCCAUGCAGCAAAGGAUCAACAGCCUGCAGCAGGAGAGAGACACUGCUAAGGUACACACAGGACUUUUUGCUACAGUUGUUGGGGCUCAGCAGUUGUCUUCAACUGUAUGAAAGUUAUUCAAAAAAACUUCAUAUUUCACUGAAUUCUAAGAAUACCUCCAUGUUUCUGAAAGAAAAGAAUCACAUAGAAAGUCUCUGUCCACAAAUGACUGUAAAUCAUUCAAUCAUAUGGAGUUCUUUGCUUCACAUCCUUUCUACUUUGCAAGUGCAAUGACAAUUCUAUCAAUAUCUAUUCGAACUAAAACAGCGACUUCCUGGACAUAUAGGCUGGGGAGGUAAUGAUGAACUGAGAGGUGUUUGUGCUUUGGUUCACUCCCGACUUCUCUCAAGUAUUCUACUUCUUUUGAACCUUUGUCAGUCUGCCCUUUGAGUUUCACCGGCAAACAACAAAUACAGGAAAUUGUAGACCAGCUGGGUUAAUUAUCACAUGGUGCAUUGUUUAAAUACCUAUGAACAGCAAAAUUAAUAUCUCUGUUCACGAGGUGUUUGCAUUUGAACUCAGUAAAAUGGUACCUGUAGAGGGGAGUUCAGGCCUUUAGCUGAGGAAAGUUAAGAUGAUCAAAAGCAGAAAAGACAGGGAAAUUUAUACGGAGUAGAGUUAAAUCAAGUGAAUAAGAAGAACUUUAUAAAUCCCCGAAGGGAAAUUCAAUAAUAAAUACAUUUAAAAAAUAUAUAAUGAUAAUAAAUACAUUUUAAAAAUUCAAUCAAGCAGGGAGAACAAUUUUAAAGUCAGGUGUACUUAGUUAUUGAAUGUAUUUUUUGUUAAUCUUUGUGUUUUUUUAGACUGAGCUUAUGGCGACGGCCAGCGAGUUUGAGGGUUACAAGGUGCGAGUCCACAAUGUGCUUAAACAGCAGAAGAGCAAAACCACUGCGCUCAGUGAAGGAGACACUGGCAAACUCGAGAGGUAAAGAAAAAUGUACAUGACAAAAGUCGAUACAAGGCAGUCAGAAAAGCAGAUGGAAACUGCAAACUCUUGUGAAUGUUGGAGGGAUGUAAACUACAGUGAGCAAUGAUCGCUUCUUUUAGUUCACAGCAAGUUGACCGUGACACAAGUAAAUGAAUUCCAAGUUUAAGGAUAUUUAAGUCUACAUUUCCUCAACAGUGUUUUCGAUAUUCAAAAAUGCAAUUACUUUAAAGCAUUGCAUUGUAGUCUUUCAUAAAAAUAUGAACAGAAGGUGGACAAACUGAACCAUGCCACAGAAGAGAGAUUUUGAACACUAAUUAGACGUAGGUGUCAGUCAAGACUGUAAAAGUGAUGUGUAAAUUGAAUGAAUGUUUGGGUGUGUGGCAGGGAGCAGUUGUCUUCUCAGGUAGAACAGCUGAGGACCAGGCUGGCAGAGAGUCAGCAGAGCCUCCUGAGCAGCACAACCGAGCUGCAGCAGCUCCAGACUGAACACGACACUCUGUUGGAGAGACACAACAAAAUCCUCCAGGAGACUAUUAGCAAGGAAGCUGAGCUACGGGAGAGGUGAGAUAUCCUGGCCCCUUGUCAUCUAAGAUUUAUCAUAGUGCCAUGUUCAUGUACUGCAUGUUCUCUCAUACGCAGCCACCUCAUUUUCUGAACAAAUCUCUCCUCUUAACAAGCUUUUAUUUUCCUUUUAUCUUUCUGCUGUAUGCUGUUCAUACCUGUUUUCUUCCACCAACUGAGCAGUCUCUAAAUUCUUCCUCUUCUUUCCUUCAGGCUUCUGUCAGUGCAGUCGGAGAAUGUGGGCCUGCGGUCAGACCUGUCCCAGGCUCAGACUGACCUGUCCUCCCAGGCUGAAGCCCAGCGUCAGUCAUACAGGGAGCAGCUGAGGAAGCUGCAGGAUGACCACCGGGCUACUGUGGAGACCCUGCAGGGCCAGCUGACCCGCGUUGAGGAGCAGCUCUUUGGCUUACAGAGCCAGAUCAGUAAGCAUUGCACCAAAGUCAAUCCACUGAAAUCACUCAGACAGUGCAAACCUGAGUAUGUACACUCACCGGCCACUUUAUUAGGUACACCUGUCCAACUGCUCGUUAACACUUAAUUUCUAAUCAGCCAAUCACAUGGCGGCAACUUAGUGCAUUUAGGCAUGUAGACAUGGUCAAGACAAUCUCCUGCAGUUCAAACCGAGCAUCAGUAUGGGGAAGAAAGGUGAUUUGAGUGACUUUGAACGUGGCAUGGUUGUUGGUGCCAGAAGGGCUGGUCUGAGUAUUUCAGAAACUGCUGAUCUACUGGGAUUUUCACGCACAACCAUCUCUAGGGUUUACAGAGAAUGGUCCGAAAAAGAAAAAAUAUCCAGUGAGCGGCAGUUCUGUGGGCGGAAAUGCCUUGUUGAUGCCAGAGGUCAGAGGAGAAUGGCCAGACUGGUUCGAGCUGAUAGAAAGGCAACAGUGACUCAAAUAACCACCCGUUACAACCAAGGUAGGCAGAAGAGCAUCUCUGAACGCACAGUACGUCGAACUUUGAGGCAGAUGGGCUACAGCAGCAGAAGACCACGCCGGGUGCCACUCCUUUCAGCUAAGAACAGGAAACUGAGGCUACAAUUUGCACAAGCUCAUCGAAAUUGGACAAUAGAAGAUUGGAAAAACGUUGCCUGGUCUGAUGAGUCUCGAUUUCUGCUGCGACAUUCGGAUGGUAGGGUCAGAAUUAGGCAUCAACAACAUGAAAGCAUGGAUCCAUCCUGCCUUGUAUCAACGGUUCAGGCUGGUGGUGGUGGUGUCAUGGUGUGGGGAAUAUUUUCUUGGCACUCUUUGGGCCCCUUGGUACCAAUUGAGCAUCGUUGCAACGCCACAGCCUACCUGAGUAUUGUUGCUGACCAUGUCCAUCCCUUUAUGACCACAAUGUACCCAACUUCUGAUGGCUACUUUCAGCAGGAUAAUGCGCCAUGUCAUAAAGCUGGAAUCAUCUCAGACUGGUUUCUUGAACAUGACAAUGAGUUCACUGUACUCAAAUGGCCUCCACAGUCACCAGAUCUCAAUCCAAUAGAGCAUCUUUGGGAUGUGGUGGAACGGGAGAUUCGCAUCAUGGAUGUGCAGCCGACAAAUCUGCGGCAACUGUGUGAUGCCAUCAUGUCAAUAUGGACCAAGCUCUCUGAGGAAUGAUUCAAGCACCUUGUUGAAUCUAUGCCACGAAGAAUUGAGGCAGUUCUGAAGGCAAAAGGGGGUCCAACCCGUUACUAGCAUGGUGUACCUAAUUAAGUGGCCGGUGAGUGUAUAUCAAUGCAUUAAAAUGUGGCAGCUCUCCUAUAGACUAAUAUGAGCAGUAUGAUCCAAAAGAAGGGAGUGCUGCAAACAUCAACAGCUUUGAGCUCUAAGAGUUCAUGAAUGGUAUCAAAGAAAGAGAUCCAUCAUGGUAUCAAGUUGAUUUACUCUGCUUUUCUUUGGGAGGAAAGAUGAGAGACAGAACAGAGGAGGUGGGUUGUUGGUGUGUUUAUCAGAAGGGCAGCAGUGGAAACUCGUUCAUCACCUCCCACACAGCUGCCCUCUGGAGUCAAACAGAACAUACACACACAGUAAUGGCGAGGAAAAGAAAGUGAGUGUGUGUACUUCCCUGUCACUUCAUUAUGGCCAGGUGUUGUGAGGCUCCUCAGCUAUGUUCCCACCUCUCAGAGGGCCACACCGCUUACUGUGGCAUCUGGAGAGGCUCAUCAUUAGCAGCUCACACAUGCAUGCCAGCAAUAGCCUGAUGUAUGCAACCAAAAUCAACCGUCACUGGAAGUCUCUACAGCAUCUCUACAUUUGAUUUAUUUGAGGCUGAAAUGCAAAGCGUUCAACCUCAGUGUGCUUGUGGGGUGGCAGGUAGGUCAAUCGAACUGCUGGCCUCCGGGAUGAUUCCUAUGGGUUUGUAUUUUUUCAUGAAUAAGACGAAACAAUACAAAAUCAAGGAUAAAUCGGUGACUUCUGUCCCCAUGUAGCUUUCUGCAUAAAGGGUGUUGUGACAGAAGACUGAAGAUUUUAAAUUGUCAGUAUUUAACACAAAGGGCUAACAUGUCUGUCUGACUGGAACAGUGAGCUCUUACAUUGUAAAGUGGACUACCUUUGACCUUGAGCAGGAUAUCGAGACAUCUUUUUGCUUGCUUGUUCAGUGUCAUCCUGGCCAAGUAAACACAUUUUAACCAAUAACCUGUUUUAAUAUUCCUUUAUUGUGAUAUUUCUUAGCUUGAUGUAAAGGGCACUACAAAUAAAAUGUAUUAUUAUUAUUAUUAUUAAACAAAAUUAUGCUUUAUGCAUGUAAUAGCCAUCAUGCUCUUCUUCCUUACGCAACAAGGAGGAGCAGAGGAGGUAGUGUAUCAGACUGGAGGUGAAGAGUGAGGGAGUAGUUUGAUGUCUGGUGUUUUGGAUCUGUUUCAGGAUCAUUUAUCACCUUUCCCUUUUGUCCACCUACUCUCUUGAGAUCAUCACCCAUUUCUUUCGUCUCUUUCCACAUGUUGGUUCAAGCCUGAAAUGCCAAAGUGUGUCUAGUGCCCCCUUGUGUCAUAAACGGCAGCCACAACUUUUGAAUGACGAGUAUCUGCACUUGAGAGGGGACUGAUCAGCAGGCUAAGUUCAGAGGAGCUCUUUGCCUCAGACAUUGGAGAACAGCAUGUGCUGCCCUGGUUUCUUUAGCUUUUGCACAGUCAGAAAAAUUCAAAUGAGACAACACUAACAUGGUGUUCUAUGCUUCAUACUUGUUCAGGUUCAAUGUCAGUUCAGUCCAGCCGGAAGCCUCUGACAUCAGACACCCAGCGCAGAAAUACUGACCAGAAUCCAGCAGGUCUGCCUCUGAUGACCCUAAGUGACCUCCAGUCUAUGGCCAGAGAAGAAGGGGAAGGCAUGGAGACCACUGAGACUGAGACCCCUUCUCCUGCUCUUACACCCCUGCCCUCUCUGGAACAUCUUCUCACAUCCCCAGACCCAAAACAAGGUUUGGUUUAAAAAGCUCAAUAUGGCUUUAAUGUAUAUGUCAAGUGGCAUGUGCAACACUCAUAGCAAUCAGAAUCUGUUCUUUGAGGCUUUCUUUGGAUCAUAUCAUGGGAAACUGUAGAGACAUCAAAUUUGGACUAAACUCAUAUACUGGACGACUUUGAUUUGUCAGUUUGUGCAGCUGGAAGUUAUAAAACUUUUGUAGAUUCUUAAGAACAGUCCAUUGAUUUUCUCCUGUUAUUUAAAUAUGAUCAGCCAAACAUACCACGUUAUAACAGGAAUUAUUCCUGGAGGUCUAAACAGAAGAAGAACAAAAUGUGUGUAUCCAUGACUAUUUAUUUGAUAUCUCACUGUUUGUUCUCCAGAGCCGUUUGUGUGGAACGUGGAGCCGACCAAAGAAGAAUUAAGUCAAAAGCUGAGCACAGCCACCCGCAGUAUGGAGCACAUGAACAGCCUUCUGCAUGAAACUGAAGCCACCAAUGCUGUUCUGAUGGAGCAGAUCACCGUAUGUUCUCACACAUAUGUACACACAUGAAGAGAAAGCAUUAAGUCAUGACUUAAGGUCCUUAUACACCGGGGCCAACGCGUAUAUAGAAGGGGAAAUUACCAAAUAUUCAGAGGCGAAUUUUGACGCGUCUGACUAUACACAUCAUCAAGCCCAAUGUGAUUUUGCGACUUUCCAGGGGAAAGUUCUGAUUAGACUCUAGUGUUGAGAUGGCUGUCUGUCAUGAUAGCAUGUACUGAGUCGGGGCCAGUACCAGAUAAGCACAUUAAACUAUAAUCCAUAAACGUAAGGUAACAACUGAGACCGAACAGUGCUGUGACAACAACGCGAUUGAGAUUGUAUCUGAACAGGCUAGUUUACGAGCUUAAGUUACUUAGCACAGAUGAAAGUUAAAACAAAGAUAUUUAGCAAACUGUAAAAGCACACAAACCAUUGUCAUAUGUGAAAUCCGACGCUAUGACUCUCUACAAGUUGUCCCUCAGGUCGUUAUCUUUAUAAUAUUUGUGUCUUUUAUCAAAAAGCACUCUGUUCUCCGACACGUAAACAAUCAGCCGGUCAGCCAUGUUGGAUAUACUGGUGAAUCAGAUGUCGCAACAACACGAAAUCUGAUUGGUCAGAAGUGGACACACAGGCUGUUGCUGCGUCCGAAUUGCCAAGUAGUAGUUGAAGUAGUAGUCGAAGUAGUAUCUAGCAUGUCCAAAUUGGCCAACGGAGCGAGUAGCAUGCUACUUCAGAUACUACUUCAGAUACUAGACAUGCCCACAUUGUAGGUUGGUCUCGGUGCAUCCUACGGGCAUGCUACUGACCCAAAAUGCACCGCGGGCUUCUUCUUCGUCCUCGUAAAAGUUGUAGAAGCGCAUGUGAUGCUAGCGCCACCAGCUGCUGCCUGUUUAGAUGCGUCGCGAACGCCGGCUGGCCACAGCAGCGCGCACCAUGUCGGAGCAGCAGCAGGCAGGACCGCAGCAGUACAGAUGAAAGUUUCAUGUAACUUCGCACACUGUCCUAAAAAAAUGUGCGUUUGUAUCUCUUUGUCAUGUCAUGGUGUCAUAUUUGCCCAAGUAAUCAUUUUAUGAGCAAAUAUGUGGCGACAUCAUGGAGGUAAAGCUCACUUAUUCCAUCAUUAAACUGCACAGCUGCAGUAAUCCGGCAGAUCUCAUUGAACAAACGAUCACCACGUGAGUGAAUGAAGGCUAAAAGUCAUGGAAAAGCUACUUUGUGAAUUUCUAAAGCAGUGCAGGAAUAUAAUACAGCAGCAUCCAUCACUUGCACAAUAACCAUUCAAAGAGUCUAAAACGGGCGCAGUACCUACUCUCUGCCUGCGGGGGUCGUCUCUCCCCACCGCUCGUCUAGUGUGUCCGAAUUGGGCCAACGUGUUUAGGAUGUAGGAGUAGGAUCUAGCAGUAGUAUGUAGUAUGCGAGCGGGCAAUUCGGACACAGCAUGUGUCUCAUUUCAGAGACCGCAUCGGGAUAAGCGCGCAUAAGCACCACGUCUCUGACACCGGUGGUAGCCUACACCUGCAGAGACACCAACACCUUAUUAUGGUAUAUGGAUUCAUAUCAUAAACUAUAGCUCAAUGUCAUUCACGGAUAUUUACGGCUGCAUAAACGGAUAUAUCAUCAGCAUAUUCAUUUCUGCCUCCACAAAAGCAGCGAUUUCCUUCAAGUACACCAUUUUUUUCCCGUGGAAAAGACGUAUUUCUCAUAUUAGUACUUGAGCCAAGAACCAAAAUUUCACAUAUCGGUACCACCUGGGUGGGCAAAUUCUAGUUGUGAUUUUUUAUUGCUAUACAUCCCUACAAUAAGUUUUUAUAUGAUAGACCUUGGUAACUGGUAGCUUUAUUGUAGUUAUCACUCAUUAAAAUAAUAGAGUGCAGCUGUUCAAAAACGAAAAAUCGCCUUCCUUCAAAAUUAGCUUUCUUUCAUUUUAACCUCUCAUUUAGGUGUGUUUGAACUAUUGGCUAGCCAUAGAGACUUGUAAUAACCCCCUAUGUAGUAUUUCAAGUAUUUUAUCUAAUACAGGUGUGUAUAUAUAAGCUUCAAUUAGCCAAUUGUCAGGUCUAAAUCAAGGUCUAAAUUAAGGAUAUUUUUUUUACUUAGAAGUAGAAGUAAAGUAAAUGCAGACUAAUAGCAUUAUCAUAACACAACCUUAAUAUGACACUGACAUAUUUUAAAUGCAGGAACUCAAUAUACAAUCAUCCUGGCUGGUGCAGGGCAAGAAGACAUUAGCAACAAAAUAAGAUCUACUGAUGUAUACACUCUAUACAAUCUGAAUGACUCGCUGAUUCAUCCACCGAUUACCCUGCAGAUGACCAGCUUCAGUCAUUUCCCCCUCCACAGAAGCAGCUUUACGACUUAUUUACUUUUAUGACUUUAUUCUCCUAAAUUUACAACUUUAAUCUCUUAAUCUUAAAAGAAAGAAAAAACUCAAUGUUGUCCUGAUCCUCUGCUGUAGUUUUGUCAGCUUUCUUAUUUCUAACGUUUUUGAUUGUUGAAGCAGAGCGGAUCAGUUCGUCUCUAAAUCUAUGUUUGGUUUAUAGAUUUUAUUGAGUUCAGAGACCAUGCUCUCAUACAGCCUGAGCUGACUGUCUGCUGUUUUUGGAUUUCUUGUAUUUUCUUUAAAGACGCGCUGUGUCUCCAAGCGAGUCCAGCCUCUCACCUGAAAUGCGCAGCUGUGCAUAAAUGCACGCUUGAAAAAUGCUAAGCGCGCUUAGCAUUUCUUAGCAUUUCGUGUCAAACGGGACACCGUUCGCGCCGCGUGAUGACAUCAUGCACGCUUCAAAUGCGCCGUUCGGCGCCGUACGACGGUGCGGUCUCUGAAAUGGGACACAGCCUGUGUAUGCGAAACUUUAGAAAAAUUGACCAUGAUCCGAAAAAAUAAAUGUCGCAAUAUCGCAGGACAGGAGAACGUCGCUGAUGUGAACGCUUGUAUUGACAGGAUAUGGGUUCGGAAAAAAUAUUGAUGUCAGAAGUACUCAUACGACAAAAACGGUCCUGGUGUGAAAGGACGUUUAGUUGCAAACUUGAUUCUGCACCAUGAGCAUUUCAUGUAUAACUACUACAGGAAUGAUGUCAAAAGUCUACUUCGUAUUUAAUCCCAUGACUUUUAUUACACUGAAGAAAUACUACCAAGCAGAAACAGAAGUCCUGGUUUGGCUAGUGUGUAAAGUCUUAUCGUAGACAGGUGUUUCAUAGGUGCACCGACCACGACUCAAAUAGGCCGAUAGGCUCCUACAGUCAUAUCAAAGAGCCGAGCAUUGUUCACAGUUCCCUCUUUGUCAAGAAGAUAGUAAAACUUGUGUCCUUUGACCCUGAGAGGGAUGAAUGAGGAGGACUCCUGUCUGUGAGCAUAGCAGGCCACCUGAGACAGGGGGACUGUUAUUCUCCGACCUCGGCCUGGUCCUAAAGGGGACUGUGUACUCACUGUCACCAUUCUGCCACCUUGGUGUAAAACCACCUGGCUGACAGAGCGCCGGCAAAACAAGACCCCGAGCCCGACUAUCCCAGCUCCUAUGAUGAGACAUCCCAGAGUGAAGCCGUACCUCCAGGCGCUUGAGCCCAGGUUCAUUUGAAAACUCCAUAUCCCAGCAAGCCCGGUUGUAGUUUCUGCCUGUUCACUGCCUUUUUUUCCGGAAGAGGCUCCUGUAUCUCUGAGCCCAGUGUAAGCGAAGUGACUCAGGUACGUCCAGAAUAAAAACUGUCCGCCACAGAAGACUGUGAGGGUCCGAAAGAAACUGGUCCUGUCGUGCUGGAACAGGAUGACCUCUUUGGAGGGCUGGGCGGAGGAGGAGCAGAGGUGGCGGCGGACCACCGUCUGUCUGUAAGCGGCUCCGGGGCGGCCUCGGCGGACCAGUAUCGUGCUGUACAGUUCUGAUCCACAAGUGAUCCGGUUUGCGACGUUCGACGUGUUCCCCGUCCCAGUCCCAGACUCACGGACGACUCUGAAUACCUGCUGAGAGCUAACCAGUCGAAACUGACUCGACAAACACGUCAGUGCUCCGCGUAGAAACCGCUCUAAACCCAUUUUUGACGAAAAUAAUUAGCUUUUACUAAUUGUUAUUGUUCGAAGAUCUCAAUAAUGACUGGAGUUUUGCUACUUCUUCGUCAACAUAUUAUGAAAGCCGAAAGGGCGCCGCCAUACUUGCUUUGCUUGACAUAAGGCAAUCUACGGAAACGUGUGCUGACCAAAAUUCAUAUCGGCCUGUGUGUUCGUCAGCACAUGAUAUACUUCUGUCAAACUAUUCACUAUUUGCAGCUCGAGUCAUAUUUAUCUAAGUGUUAUUUAAAUGCCGCAUACAUGCUUUUUAAUAUAUUUUUAUGGUAUUAAGUUGUUCAUUUUUAAAACAUGUACAGAUCUUCAUGUUAACUUUAUUAUAAUUUUAUGAUAUCUUAAAAUAAUGAGAUUUAAGAGAUUUAUGUUUGCAGCUAACGUUUAUGUGAAGCUAGUGUUAAAGAGGUGUUUAUUUGUCAAACCCUUGGGUAUAUGUAUAUAUAUAUUUUUUCUUUUUGACCAGCUGAUGUGUUCUGUCCUCCAGUUGUUGAAGAGUGAGGUUCGUCGCCUGGAGAGAAACCAGGAGAGAGAGAAGAGUGUGGCCAACUUGGAGUAUCUUAAGAAUGUUUUGCUGCAGUUUAUUUUUCUGCAGUCUGGUAGUGAGAGGCAAGCGCUUCUGCCUGUAAUUCACACAAUGCUGCAGCUCAGUCCGGAAGAGAAAAGCAAACUGGCUGCCAUAGCACAAGGUAAGAGCAUAUGUUUGCUUUUGGUGUUCAUAUUUAAGUACAUAAUUACAUUCAUAUGCUUAAGUCUUGGCAAACAUCAAACAAGGUGGCAAAAAACCUAUGUGCCAUUUGUCUGGGUAAAAACCAAUCUGUUGUCAAGUCUGAUUUGAACAAUAAUAAUUGUUUUGUCGAGUGCUUUUACUGCACUACUUUGAAGGUGUUAGUGUCCAUCUGUACACGAACGGUACAAAGUCUAACUGUGUAUAUAGUAGAAUUGGGCAUUUUAAGAAAGUUGCUGUAUCACUCCCCUUGUAAAAUGUCAAAAUCCGUCAGCAUGGUGAUAGUCACUGCAUUGCUUCAACACACAAACACACACAUUGACUGGACAUAGAGAGUAUAUCUCCUGAUCAGCAGAGGUUGAUUUUUGCUGAAAAGCAGCUGGAGGAUGGACGCGUGCCUUCAGUCCUUUUUUAGAAAUGUUAGCUCGAUCAAUGUUAUUCUGAACGAUCAAUUAAUCAAUCAUUGAUUAAUAUUCAUACCUUAUUUUCGACCGUUUUUUUCUCUCCUGGUAAGUCAAGUGCUAUGAGAUAUUCCAAGAAUAAUGUCUUGAUUGUUUUAACUGUUUUUUCUUGUUUUUCUUUUUAUGCCCAGGUCAAGAAGAGGGUUCCGUCAAUCGUGGCUCAGGCUGGAGCUCUUAUCUCCACAGCUGGUCUGGGAUCAGAUAGACUUGAAUCAACUAACCACACAAACAGGCAACAGCACUCCCAUGUAACAGGUUCUUCUCUCAUGACAGCUUAAAUGAAGCAGAAAUGCCGUGUGGGGGAAAUAGUGACAAAAUAAAGUGGAUUAAAGGGGCUUUCACAAACUUUUAGGUACACAGUGAAGGGACCAAGGAAUGCAUCAUAAAAAAUUUAAAAAAAGAGUGAGGAGGGGUUAAACCAAAAUCAUUGACAUAAUGACUGACUUAGGUUUGCAGGGCAAUAACUACAUUAGUCUCUUACAAAUUAACUGCUGACUGCAACAUGUUUCUGUCUUCCUCACGCUAAAUGUUGAUGCCUGUAUUCAGAAGGAAACAUAGGACAUUGAGUUGCAUGUCCUUAAAGGAGCUCAAAGGCAUUAUAAGGUGCCAUUAGCACUAUUAAAACAUUAUAGCUUAUGUAAUAAUUUGUCUCCUGUGUAUCAAUGAAAAUAUGGUUUAAUGUGCAUGAGCUGCACAUAUUCUGGAAAGAGGAAAUAAUCAAGAAGAUAGCUGUGUAUAGAGUAUAAUUUUCAGAUUUUAAAUUUUAUCUCAAGAUUUGAUUUGUAUCAGGUGUAGAAAUUACAUGGGCACAGCAGUGGGCAACAGAAAAUAACUAUAAAGACUUUUCAUUCCUCUUCAAACACUUACCAAGGCCAUACUUAAGUAUAAAUUCAAUGUGUUUCCACAUCCCUUAAUGCAAAAUUUACAAUAAACCAGAGACAACUUGAUCUCCGCUUUCAUUUCAGUUCAGCAGUUACUGUUGACGUUGAAAAGUUAUAAUAGUCAAACAUGCUUUGAAAAAAAAGCAGCAGUGGUAGGCUUUAGCAGCUAAACCUCAGGUGUAGCACUGGCAGUUUAUCACUAUAUUUUUUAAGUCUACCUGAUGUGAAGCACACUUCCAUACACUCUACAUUGCACGAAUAAAAAUGUGCUCUUAUUCCAGGGUUGAAUGAAGGUAACUGUGCUGAUUAUUGUCUCAUCCCAGUCGCAGCUUUUGGUUUAUCCUAAGCAUAAGUGAAUGUAUGUUUAUCUUAAGUUUUUAUAUUUAUACAAGUCAGAUUAACAGGAGCUACAUGAAGUUGCACCAGCUCUUAUUUCUGAUCUGUACAACAAUAACUGGGCAUUUUCAGUAGGUUAACAACCUAUGAGUAAGUAAAAUUAGUGAUUUUCUUUGUGGUUGUUUCCAAAUGUUAAAUAAAAUAAAGUUGAUUUGAAAACUCUGCA
This is a messenger RNA of Xyrichtys novacula (pearly razorfish), 24779 nucleotides long. Lineage: Eukaryota; Metazoa; Chordata; Actinopteri; Labriformes; Labridae. The record is from the annotation of a GenBank genome assembly.